Penicillium maclennaniae is the source of this 594-nucleotide messenger RNA. RefSeq lists its product as uncharacterized. NCBI's taxonomy places the organism in Eukaryota, Fungi, Ascomycota, Eurotiomycetes, Eurotiales, Aspergillaceae. The record is from RefSeq and is a predicted model, not a curated record. Bases 1 to 594 code for a protein of 197 amino acids. The transcript has 2 exons.
AUGUAUCCGGGAAUGGACCAGGGAUGGUGGGGAAAUAUAUUGCAUGUACGCAAACCCUUCUCCUCAGCUAUCCUCUCGUUUCUGAUAGACGAUCUACCGAGAAAUAUCGGAAAGCCCUUUCGAUGGCAAAGUUUCUGCUUAAAAUUGAAAAGAGAUGGAACACCAAUGACUCAGAAUCACUAUUUGAAUAGCAAUUUGCAAAAAUGGUCAGAAUCAACGGCCUCCUAUUAUCGCCAGGAACGGAUCUCGUCUGAAGUCAAGGAGUUAUCGUUUUCCGUCAAAUACGACGACUCUUCAAAAGGAGAAUGUGUGAGAGUUUCUGAUCUCACUCGAACUCACCACAUGAGUAAUUUACAACAGACUGUGCAAGAUAUCCACGAUAUCUUGAAAUCAUACUACAAAGUUGCCCGAAAAAGGUUCAUUGACAAUAUGUGUAUGCAAGCGGCAGAUUACUAUUUGGUCACUGGACCUGCCGCGCCGAUGAAACUAUUCUCUCCUUCAUGGGUCUACAACCUCUCACACGAACAACUGGAGCAAAUCGCCGGGAGGAAGCAGCUGUCCGAAGGAAGCGUCGUCAGUUGCAGAAACAGGUGA